Molecule: messenger RNA, 6746 nt
Organism: Sphaerodactylus townsendi
Lineage: Eukaryota; Metazoa; Chordata; Lepidosauria; Squamata; Sphaerodactylidae
Gene: RIC3
Product: RIC3 acetylcholine receptor chaperone
Exons: 6
Coding region: 2677-3690 (337 amino acids)
Biological process (GO): synaptic transmission, cholinergic; protein localization to cell surface
Cellular component (GO): neuronal cell body; neuron projection; intracellular membrane-bounded organelle
Source: RefSeq, a predicted model, not a curated record
GGGGGCCAGUCAUGGUCAUUUGGCAGGCCAGAUGUGGCCCGCGGUCCGUAUAAUGCCCAGGUCUGCUGUUGUACAUACUUAAGUUGGGAGGGUGAAGCAUGUGUCAGGCAAACCCCUUGAUAUCAAAGGCUGUCUGGGAUACCAAGACAUGAUUGGUAGGAUAUUAGAAAUGCCCCCAGCCCCACCCCAUGGUCUGGCUGUGGACUUGCAUGCCAACAAUGUUUUUACAAUCCUAUAAAAUGUAUUUAAUCAAAGGUGAUAAGACUGAACCAGUAUAUAGACCUUGACUAACAGAGGCUCAAUCAGCUCUAAAAAAUUAUCAGUCUCCAUCCUUAAGUCUAGUUUGGGAAUACUCUUAUAACCUACGUUUCUUCAGUAAAUGCCUAGUGCUAGACACCACCUGAUGUGGCUGUAUUGACAGUAUGCUACUGGGGGUUUUGUUCUUUAUCAAUGUUCAGUAAAACUGUUUUCACUAUUAAAACAAAAGUUACAGAAGACCUGUGUUCCACAUGGUGAGUGGAACAAAAGUCAGUGUGAUGAUCUUGAGACUCUUAAACAUAAGUACGGUAAGGAAAAUCUUCUCCAGGGUGAGAACAUACUUAGAGCAACUUGCCUUCUUACCUAACAUGCAGCACUGUAAAGUGAAUUUGCACAGUAGCAUGUUGGUCUGAAUCUACACUGCAUUGCUAGGUUUGGACUGUGCAAAAAUUGCCCUUAGAGCAAAGGCUCUCUGUGUCUGAAAUGUGAUGGUGAAAAGUUCUGAUGCAACAGACGUUUCCUGCUCCACAAGUCCAAGGUGGGUGGAAAACCUCCUUGGUAGAAGAAAUAGCAAAAUUCAAAAUAUUAAAAAUCCUAGACCAAUCACAGAAUUUUUAAGCAUGUAGCCAUUUCCUCUUAUUCUGGCAAUAAAUGUAUAGGCAAUACCUGGAUCUGCUCCACUUUAACGCUGCCUUGUCUUAUUUGUACCUUGUGUUCUUCCACUUAGGCCUGUUAGAACAUCCUGAAACCAGUCAAUUGAAACAGUUGUUGAUGAACAAUGGUUCCUUUAUUGCAGGUCAGAAUAAUUCAGAACAGUACAGAGUACAAAGACGCUUCUGGCUUGCCCCAGCCAGAACAUAACUAUUUGAAAGUAACUAGCCAGCCCAAUUCCUCCCCCCGCCCCCACACAAUCAUACAGCUGUACUCAGACCAAACUAUUUGGCCUCCACUAGCUGAGCAGAGGAGAGAUAAGCGGUCAGGGAAUAGCAGAAGAAUAGUUUCACACAGCAUAUUCACACAGUCCCCAUCCCAGUCACCCCAAACACCUGUCUUUUCCUUUGCUGAGCAAGUAGUAUUAUUGCAGCCAUCUUUUGCCUUCUUUACUUAAGCUUCAGAUUUGGCAUGGUGAUGUUUUAUUCCUGCUUGUGAUACCAUGGAGAUCAUAUCCUACAAUUGAUCAACAUUUGCAAUGCUAAUUGCUCAUAGCCUUGGGAGCCCUACACUGGGUGGAAAGGCAACAUAAAACAUUUUAAAUAAAUGAAAAGGUUUGUUUUCUUUACAUAUUGCUUCAUAAUUAAAGAAACUGUAGAGUGGAGGAAGGAGAGUUUCACAUGGCGGAAAGUAACACUGGAAUCACUAGUGCCAUGAUCUACAGAAGGGAUCCCCAACCUCAGAUGUUUGUUAAUAUUCAUAGAAUCUUGUUCAGUGAAAAUGACUAUUCUUGCAUAGACAUGCUUAGGUUAUUGUGGUUGAAAUUGACUUAUGGUUUUCAGUAAAACCUACCAUGUUGAUAAUCAUUUUUGUUUGAACUUUAACCACUUAAAAUCAAACAGAUUUUUGGACUUCAUUAUUUCCACAGGGGAUCACAUGCUGGAAUACUCUCUGGAAAGCUCAUGAAAAGGCAACACUCAACUUAAGGAUAAGCUCAGACCAUAAAAUGCUAGUUUAUCAUACAACUGAGGAUGUGUGUGUUUUUUAAUGAUGUUUCUCCACUGUUUGAAACACUAAAAUCCAGAAAGGUCAUGUUAUGUGCUAUAGGCAUGUACUAGUUUUAAGAAAGAUCCAGCUAAGAAACAGUAAAAAUAUUUUCAAAAUAAGUAAUAUUAAGGAGGACAAAUGAUUUUUCAAGUGAUUCCAUGAUUUUUUUCAGUUAACUUGUCUGCAGUCAUCAACCUGUGUGAUUGUGGCUUUUUGUUUUAAAAGAUGAGAGAUAGUCACAGGAGGCUUGAAUAAGUUUGUUUUAAACAGUCUGCCUGUUUGUUUUGUUUCCUUUUUCUUGUCUCUCAACUCUUGUUGCUUAAUCCUCACCUGAAUUGAUGUGGUGCCUUUGUUGCCUCAGCAACCAUUUAUUACAUUCUUCUUGCAGUAUUAUUGGGACUCCCUAUUAAAUUAGCUAUUACAUCUUCUAUAAUGCAUUUUAAUAAUUCAGUAAAAUAAACUUUAGAUGAUUUUAAAGAACAGUGCUAGAAAAGACUGAAAACUAUUUUGGGAUGAAAACUGUACCUGUGUUUUUGAAAAUAGGAAAACACAUCAGACUGCAAAGAAGAAUGGUAUGACGGAAAACCCAUUUUAUAUCUUAUCGCCUAAUUAAUUCAUUUUUAAAUGCAGAAAUCAUUUAUUGCAAAAUCAGGGUGAAAGCCCUCCCAAGCCCACAGCCAUACAGACUUCUAUGGAAAGACAAGUCGGCUUUCACCAACAAUGCAGCAUCCAAUGUCUCCAGAGACCAGACCACCAGCUACCCAUUUUCCAAGGUCCCAUCUUGUGGAAGCAGUUGCCAAGGCCAAGGGAGGUGGUGGUGGAGGAGGUGGUGGCGGCAGUGGAAGAGGUCUUGUAGGACAAGUCAUACCAAUAUAUGGAUUUGGGAUCCUUUUAUACAUACUCUAUAUUCUUUUUAAGCUUUCUUCUAAGGGGAAAACCAUGACAGAGGAACAGAAAUGGCCUCCUUCAGCACCUGGCAACAUGAACAGGAAAAUCACUGACUAUGAGCUAGCCCAACUCCAAGAUAAGCUGAGAGAGACUGAAGAAGCUAUGGAAAAAUUAAUCAAUAAAGUGGGACCCAACUGUGAGAGCAGGGCCCAAAAUGUCACCACUGACCAAGAGAAAAGACUACUUCAGCAACUCCGGGAAAUUACCAAGGUCAUGAAGGAGGGCAAACUCAUAGAUGGUAUCUCCCCAGAAAAAGAAGCAGAAGAGGCUCCUUAUAUGCAGGACUGGGAAGGUUAUCCAGAAGAGACCUAUCCUGCAUAUGAUAAUUCUGAUUGCUUCAAGCACAGACAGGACACUGUCCUUGUGGAGUAUCCUCACCCAAGCCAACCUUCUGCUGAAGAGAUAGCAGAGAGAAUGGAAUUUGUGGAUGAUGAUGAGUGUGCAUGUAGUGAAACCCUUUUGUCUGCUCUUGUCACAGUGAAUAAUGACCUUGUGUCAAGACAAGAGAAGGAACAAGCCACAUCCACUGAUCACAGUCGGGCCAGCCAGAACUUUGAAAAAUGCCAGUGUUGUCACUAUGAAGAUGACCACCCUGUUGUUAUAGCAGAGAAUGAAGGAUUCUACCUUGAAAGCUGCAGUGAAACAGAAAACCUGGCCAAAGAGGAGCUGCUAGUGGAUUCUGACCUUGAAAACAGUGCAUCCAAAGACCAACAUUAUACAAAUCCUGACAAAAUUGGCAUGCUGCGGAAGCGAAACACAAGAGGAACUGAGCUGCUGGGAAAGUGAGGAUUGUGUGCAGUCACGGCACUUCUGCUGACUCUCAUCUUUGCCCACAAGAAAAAGGCUUAUCUUCCCCCUUGUUUUCCAGCUGCAACUGGGGCUUAGCAACUGCUGCUUACUUGCAAUUGGUGAUGUUCCUUGUCCGCUAGUUAGCCCAGCAAAAACAGUAUCUCUGCCUUGCAUGUUAUAGCCUCCCCAGAAAUCAACACAACCAGGCACCCUUCCUUCCAGUUUACUGGAUCCUGGGCUUAAAACUUAACUUCACUGCAUGUUUGAUUGCUGUACAAAGUUUAAAAAAGAGUCAAAUAGCAAUUUUCCCACUAAAGUUCUAACUGCUUGGCUAAAACGUAUGUAAUCUAUUAGCAGAAUGGUUAGGCAUGAUCAGGUGGCCCAGUUCAGGCUGUGCCUUUUGGGUUUCUACAAAAGGUUGACAGAUUACCAAUGGUUUAGAUUAUUGUGAUAUUUUACCACUAGAAGGACUUUUUGAUGUUUUUCUGCAGGCAUCGGACUGUCUAUUAUGUUUUCAUCCUGCCCUCUCUGCCAGGAACUCGGGCAUUGCAUCAGGUUCUCUUUUCUUCAUCCUAUUCCUUGCACCAGCUCUGUGAGAUUGGUUGGGCUGAGAAGGACCCAUUGAGCUUCAUAGUAGUGUAGGGAUUUAAACCUGGUUCUCCUAGGCUUAGAGCAAUACUGUCCUGUCCUUCAUUUUCAUGCAAUUGAUUUUGGCAUAUAGGCAAACAAUUUCCCUUAAACCAGAUGAGUAACUUUCUCCUUUUCUCGUGCAUUGAAAUGAAAUACAUCAGGGGACCGGUUUUUCUAGAUUAUGAAUGCACAUUUAGCGGAAUGAACCAAUUUAUUUCACCUGGCUUAUAGCCCAGGAUUUCAAUUAUGAUUCACAGCUUGUACUACACAAUUAUGUAACUUUGAAACUAAUACUUUCAAAAUUUUACUUUAGCGUAUGAGCACUCAAGGGUCACACACCACCACCUCCAACAGUCAAUUGAUUUAGGCAGAGAAGAAAGGCACUGACAACAGGCAAUAGUUGCUAUUGGACAGCUCAGGUAGAAGCAUCUGCAGAACAUCACAUCAGAAAGCUGUCAUGGAAUAACCCCAAGGAAAGCCCCAGAGGACUUCCAGGGAAAGGCAACUGGUAAAGGUUCAAGAUAAUAUGGAUAUCAUUACAGCUAUUAUAACUUUUUAAAAUAUAAGUAAUCAUACAUUAUUAACCUUCUGCGAUAGCCAAAACAUGUGACAAUUAAGUAGUUUUUCUCUCUUUUCCCCCCACAGGCUAUACUCUGGAAUGAAAAGUGGCCUCUGUGUGUGUAUGUGUCUCUUAAUGCCUUUCCUUUCAGCUGGUUUUCUGUUGGGCACAACCAAUACACAACAGAACAAGUUCAUGGAAAACAUUGCAUGCACGCUGCCAUUUCCCAUGCACUCUUAAAAGACACUGUUAAGGGUUGGGGAUCUUGAAAAACUGUGGAGGAUGCAGGGCAGGUGGUGGGGAUACAGUGGGAAAAGGGAAAUUAUCAAAAACUCUACUCUUCCACACUUGUAAAGGUCUUUGCUCCCUCCAUGACAAAGAAGAUAGGGGUAAUUUUUGCUACUGCAGCUCUUCAACCUCCGUUGGAAGCAGGGUGUAGUAGGAAAAGGGGAAUGCACUCUUCCACAAUACCACUCCAUUUGCAGUCAAAUUCAAUCCUACGUAAUUGGUUAUAUUUAUAAUUUAAAAUAGUUGCAAGUUAAUUUGAUUAAUGAAAAGGGACACAUGUGCAAUGAUAAAGACUUUCUCCAUUAUUAGUUGUUUCCUAUGCAGUGUCAUGACCAUAUCACUCGUUAAAUACAUCAUACAGAUUUAAGCCCCACUCCCUUUUCCCAGUGGAUUAUAUGGAAUAUCUUGGGUAGCAGUUCUUAAGAUGCCUUUUCAGGAUAAUUCAAAGAGUAGGAAUAAUUGAGAAUACAUGACUGAUGGUAAAAGUUCCCUUUUUUCCAUCCAGAAAUGAAGGGAUGAAUGUUUCCUCAAAAAUGCAAUUGUUUUUGCUCUACCUGAUAAGAAUGAGCUGUAGUAAGAAAGGAAACAGUGACACUAGGGCAAUAUUUGUAGCUUUUGCUGCCAUGAAAUCUAUUUUGUGGAAACUCCAAAUUUUUAACACUAGAUGUUGAGGUCAACAGGAAUUGUACCAUUUAUCAGGGUCUAUUCCAGGGAUAUAUGACUUGGGUUAUUCCCAGUCUUCCAGCUUUCAACAAAACCUGCUUUAGUAAAAAAAAUUGAUACAGCACUAUUUUAUCAUACAUGUUUGAAUUUGCAGCAUCCUGCUUUGAAAUGUAGGUUGUAGCACAAAGGCACAGGAUAGGAGGAAAUAUUAAGUGUAUCUCUGAAAAUUUAUUACCAUACUUAUUUUACGUGAAUAAAACAUUGUACAUACAUUUAAUUGUACAUAAAUGUGUAUUGUUUGUGGCAUAAUAAGGCUGGGAUGAAAUACAGGUUUUUUUGUGACUGGUGUGGAACAUGCUUACUUGUGCCUUUAUAUUAUGCCAUUAUAAACAAAGUUAGCACAUUAAUUUUUUUAUAAGAACGAAGAUGUAGUAAUAGAGAAAUAUUCACAUGUUGAAUUUCUAUCUACUGUACUAGUAUUAAAGAGGCAGAAAUCUUGUCAAAAAGAAAAAAGAGCCGUGCUUUCCACUGAUACAAGAUGGAGGACUUCUGAAAAGACUGCAGCAGUGAGGAAACACUACGACAACACUAUUCUUUUCUCUUUUGUGCCAAUAGAAGAGUUUAUAGUGCCAAGCCAUGUAGCCUCUUGUUGCUGCUUCUUUUCAUCAAUGAGUUGUAAUCAGCUCUAUAUUCUGGCAAAGCCAAUACCCAAGGAAAGGAAGCAAACGUUCCAUCUGUAAUUGUUCCUUUAUGUUUUAUUACUUUCCUAUUUUGCCUUGUAGAAUAGCUGUGCACACUUUUGCUUCUCCAUGUGUUAAUAAUUGCUUUUCCCCUUGCGAAUAGAGCAAUUAAUGAACAAUAUGUUUUAUUUUUGAUUAUUGUACUUUGUGAUAAUAAAAAGAAAAUAAUGAAA